AUGCACGACAAUGGUCCGGCGCCGGUUCCGCCUACAUCUCUAGCAUCGAAGCCUCCGUCCAGCCCUGCCACGAAUCUUCACGCCAUUGUGCUCGCUCUUCGGGCCAUUACAGUUCUAAAGACGGCUAGCACUUCAGCAACUACUCGAGUCGCAAAGAUAACCCCUAUCAGAGCAGCCAGCUCCUCGGCUGUAUCUCACGCAACGGUUCAUCCAGUGUAUCAACCUGUACCUCUUCGCUGUAACGAGUUCCGCAUCCUUCACGUGGAGCCAGCUACCUCUUUCUCGUCGCAAAUUGUUGCUAGGCUCUCUGUAGUUGCUUACGAUCCCAAAUCCAAGGAAGUCUCGGCUCCUUACGACGCUCUCUCUUAUAGAUGGGGAGACCCCAACGACACUGUUGAGAUUGUUGUCAAUGACGCCGAGUUAAAGGUGACAAGGAAUUUGUCCAUCACUCUUCAAAAUCUUCGUCACCAGAACCACGAACUCGUCAUUUGGACUGACGCUAUCUGCAUUAAUCAGAUGGACAUAGAGGAGCGACAGGUCCAAGUGAGUCUGAUGGGCGUCAUCUACCCAAAGGCAGACUGUGUACAGAUAUGGCUUGGCGAAGCUAGCCUCGAUACUGAAGCGGGUAUGGACCUCGCUAAUAGCUGUGGCAACAAAGACACCGAAGAAGUCGUGAAAAAGAUCUGCGCCGAUGAUCGUGGGUCGGCUGGAUUGACCGAGCUACUUGAACGGCCAUACUGGAGCAGGAUCUGGAUGUUCCAAGAAAUCCUCCUUUCAGGAAAGGCACAGGUUCAGUGUGGCCAAUUCAGCACACCUUUCGGUCACCUCAAGUACCUGGAUAUGGUGACCUCCCAGUCAUCCCUGUGGAGAGACCGGAAGAACCCUCCAGGCUGGACCAUCCGACUUCGUAAAGCGUUCUUCAACACGGCACAGUUCACCAUCAGUCCGAGAGCUCUCAACAACUUGGAGCGCAUUCUCGUUCUUACGAGGCCAUUACAAGCGACCGAGGCGCGCGACAAGCUCUUCGCCCUCAUGGGUACGUGCGAUAUGGCUCCGUAUCUGUCCGUCGACUACAGUAAGUCGCUACGCGAUAUUUACGUCGAGUUCGCCAGACACUACGCUCAGAAAACGGGAAGCCUGGCCUUGUUUCUCCUGGCCGGGUCUCAAAACCCAGAUGACCAACCUGAUAUCGGUCUCCCUUCAUGGACUCCAGACUUUCGUUCUUCAACAGGUGUGGAUAUAUACACGGGGUACGGGAUUGAAAACGCAGGCACCUUCAAUGCCACCAAAGGGAAGCGCUACAUGGAAGCGUACUUGAAGGGGCAUACAGCGGGGGAUGCCGAUGGGGUAUUCGUAGCCGAAGGAUUCCUUUUGGAUACGAUUCAGACCACGGUUCCAGUCCUGAAAGAUGCGCAGACUCCGAAGCAAUUGCUUUCGGUUCUGCGAUUUGGACAGCUUGAUCAUCACCUUGGUUUUUCAGGCAAACCUCAGAUCGAAUCGCUGUUCGAGAGUCUCAUAUUCGACACUAAUGGGUACACUGGAGAGGACUCGGAAGCUCGAAUCGCCACAAAGCAACAUCAACGUUUGAACCAUAUGCUUGGCUUUAUGCGAGACUUGGAAACACACAUGGGCAACGAACUCCCUAGGAAGCAAGACGGAAAUGUCGACUUCAACACACUUUUCGGUUCCAAAGGAGGCAGCGAUUUACCCUACGUCGCUUUCUACGAAUCGAUCAAGAGGACCGAUCCGUCUCAGCUCGACGUUUAUUACAAAUCGUUCAUGAAGGAAUUCUUGUUGAAGUCAGGACGAGCCUCGAGCAUGUUUGUCUCUGACGACAACAAGAUUGGACGGUGCAACGUCGUUGCACAACCUGGCGAUGUCAUUGCCUUAUUGUUUGGUUGCCCCUUUCCAGUGGUUUUGAGAAGACAAGAGCUGGGAUUUGAGUUUAUCGGUGCUUGUUACAUCAGUGGCAUGAUGUAUGGGGAGUUGAUGAAUGAAAAGAGUACUAGUAGUCACUUGACGACUCAAGACAUCCCAUUGAUAUAGGUGGGGAGAGGCAUGAGUAUUGCAGCGGGAUCAUAAUAUAACUGUGAUUAUCUCUCUAUUCUUGGGAUGUUAG
Messenger RNA from Colletotrichum godetiae, 2119 nucleotides. Its product is annotated as heterokaryon incompatibility protein-domain-containing protein. The record is from RefSeq and is a predicted model, not a curated record. NCBI's taxonomy places the organism in Eukaryota, Fungi, Ascomycota, Sordariomycetes, Glomerellales, Glomerellaceae. The transcript has 2 exons. The coding region runs from base 1 to 2046 and encodes 681 amino acids.